GCGAGUUACAGUCCCAGCCAGGGGUCCUGCAGCGAGGUGCUCUGUGGCGAAAGUGAUACAUGCUGGGCUGUGACCCAAGCAGCAACUCAGGGCUUGAGCAGCAAGGAAUGAGGAUUUCCACGCACUCUCCCUCCACCCCAAACUACUCUCCCACAUGCAGGCUGCUGGUCCAGAUGUGGCUUUGCCUCACUAUUGUAGGUUUUUAAAAAUACAUAUAGUUUCAUUGAUUUCAGAAAGGAAGGGAGAAGAUAGAAAUAUCAAUGAUGAGAGUCAUUGAUCAGCUGCCUCCCGCAUGCCCCACACUGGGGACCUAGCCUGCACCCGGGCAUGUGCCCUGACCUGGAAGCUAACCAUGACUUCCUGGUUCAUAGGUCGACACUCAACCACUGAGCCAGACCGGCCAAGCGGCUCCUGUUUUUUUACCCUUUUGACAGUUCUGGUGACACUGUCUGCUCAUAAGCCUUGAGGCCAUGUCUUGCUCAUCUUUAUAACAACGGCAUCUGGCCCUGUUCAGGGAGUGUUGCAGGUGCCACUAAUGUUUGAAUAAAUAUCUGUUUAUCACAGCUAUUUGCCCAGUCCCUAAUCUAGAGGCUCUGGAAUAAGCAGCAUCACAGAUUUUAGAAUCAGUCUAUGUAUCACAUGCAGAAAGGUGAGAUGGCCGAGAAGAUUCUUUCUGGGGUCUGAAGUGGAAAGCGUGGAAUGGUAAGGCAGUUAGCAGAGGAAGCAAAGCAGCUUCAAAGAUGUGUGGGAAAUGGAUAAACUGUGUGGCCCCUCUGAUCUUUAGUGUCCGUGCUUGUAACAUGGGGACCUCACAGGUAGAGGAAGGAGACCCCCAAAAUGGCCAUGAAAGUAUUUUGUGAAGUGUAAAAUGAACACAGGUAAAAUGAUUAAUAAAGCUUAUUGAUAAGUCUCAUGCAUUAGUGCCAAUCUAUUUCUGUGAUCUUACACCUGAUCUUAAGGUCCUCUUUUAUACAUUCAGCACAAUGGUAACUGCGUUGCUGGAUUGGCUUGAGGAGGCAAUGCGUAAGGCAUAAAAAGUGCUUCUUAUAUGGAUAGCUUCUUUUAAAAAAUGUUUUUAUUGAUUUUAGAGAUCAUCGCUGUUUCACCAGUCACGAGAGGAUCUGCUCUGUUACUAGGAAGCUAGCUGAUUUUAAAGGGGGAGAGAGAGAGAGAGAGAGAGAGAGAGAGAGAGAGAGAGAGAGAGAGAGAGAGAGGGAGAGAGAUGGAUUGGCUGCCUCCCAUAUGCACCCCACUGGGAUGAAACCUGAAACCUGGGGAUGCACCCUGACCGGAAUUGAACCUGUGACCUUUCAGUGCAUGGGAGAUGCUCAACUGAGCCACACAGGCCAGAGCUGGAUAGCUUCUUAAAAAACAGACUCCUGGCAUCCCAUCUCUGCCCUCUUCCUAAUUGGGAUUCUUUGGGGAUGGAGACUAAACAUCUGAAUUUUAAAUAAGCGUCCUUGGUGAUUGAUUAGGGUGGUCCAGGGAGACUUUAAGAAACACUGAAAGGGUUAAGUUGUGUGUGUGUGGGGGGGGGGGGGGGGAGACAGUACUAUCAUAUGUGGCCAUGAGAUGGCAGCAGAGAGAGGCAAGGUGAGGGGCUGGGAGCAGGCCGACUUGGGGAUGGGUUGUGGGAGGAGCUGGGCCCUGUUCAGCACGGUCAUCUUUGCCAGCUGAAGUCUAUUGCUGCAGACUGCUCCCCUGUGACCGCCUGUCUGAUUACCAGGUCUUUACAGACGCUUUGCUUUUGCCAAACUCUGCCAGCAGAAACCGCACCAGUGUGACCUUGGCUGGCUGAGGGGCUAGUAAUGUGUGUUCCACAUGGUGAGUAUGGGAGGCAAGGGCUGUCACCUGCACAAGGCAGCUUAGUGAAAGGGCAUCAGUGCAUGUUGAAGCAGGGUUUCCCCAUCCGCCUGAUGCCAGGCUUGUGGUUCCAGGUGCUCUGAAAGGGUUCACCUGAACCCAGCCUGCUCCAGUCACGAGAGGAUGAGCUCUGUUGCUGGGAAGCUGGCUGAAGGCCAAGCAAAGGAUGCUGGGAUGGGGUGGUGGCAGGGAACAUGGGACGAGGCAGCUGUCUCUGGAAGCAGACAAGCUGUCCCUGGCUUCAGCAGGGGUGGGGCGGUAAGAGGAUUAGGUGACAGUCCCCUAACUCGGCCCGGAACUAACACCCCGCCCCCCCUCACUCAUGAGCCUUGGCCUGCCCGCUCCAAGCCUGCCAACGUUCAGAAUAACCCUGAGGACCAGACAGCAGGAUGGCAGGGGCUCUGCUCAGCGCCCUAUUCCUCUUGCAGCUUCUUGGCACAACAUUGGUUCCGAAGACACUCAUGGGAAAGUACAUCGUCUCAGAGGCAGACACACAGGGGAGCAGGGCCCCGCACAGACUCGGAGGGGGCAGAGGGGAGAGGCCCCCUAGCCUCUUCAUCUCAGUGUCUCUGCUGCUUGUCACCAUCCCCAGGCCGAGGUGAGGGGAAUGAGGAGUUGCGCCUUUAUCACCAUCUUUUCGACAAUUAUGACCCACAAUGCAGGCCAGUGAGGGAGCCUGAGGACACUGUCAGCAUCAACAUCAAGGUCACCCUGACCAACCUCAUCUCGCUGAACGAGAAAGAGGAGACCCUCACCACCAGCGUCUGGAUUGGAAUCGAUUGGGACGAUUACCGACUCAACUUCAGCAAGGAGGACUUUGGGGACAUCGGAAUCCUGCGGGUCCCGUCCAAACACGUAUGGCUACCAGAGAUUGUGCUGGAAAACAAGUACGGACCGGAGGGAAACCAGGCUGUUGGAAGCCGAGGCCCGAGGGGCUGGGUUGGACCUGGCCGAGGCGGGAGGUUGCUUGGAGGGCGAGGGGUGGCGGACCUCCGCGAACGCCGGGUUUCUGGGGCCCACAGCAUCGACGGCCAGUUCGGGGUGGCUUACGACUGCAACGUGCUGGUCUACGAAGGCGGCCACGUCAGCUGGCUGCCCCCCGCCAUCUACCGCAGCGUCUGCGCCGUGGAAGUCUCCUACUUCCCCUUCGACUGGCAGAACUGCUCGCUCAUCUUCCGCUCUGAGACGUACAAUGCCCAAGAGGUGGAGUUCGUCUUUGUGGUGGGCGAUGACGGCGAAACCAUCAGCAAGAUCGAUAUCGACACUGAGGCCUACACCGAGAACGGCGAGUGGGCCAUCGACUUCUGCCCCGGGGAGAUCCACCGCCAGGACGGAGGCUCCGCUGACGGCGCAGGGGGCAUUGACAUCGUGUACACGCUCAUCAUUCGCCGGAAGCCGCUCUUCUACAUCAUUAACAUCAUUGUGCCCUGCGUGCUCAUCUCAGGCCUGGUGCUGCUCGCCUACUUCCUGCCGGCGCAGGCCGGCGGCCAGAAAUGCACCGUCUCCAUCAACGUCCUGCUCGCCCAGACCGUCUUCUUGUUCCUGAUCGCCCAGAAAAUCCCCGAGACGUCGCUGAGCGUGCCGCUGCUGGGCAGGAAUGAGGCGGACCCCGGGAGACCGCGUCCGCACAGGCACAGCCAGGCCCCCUGGAGCAGGAACCGCGCGCUCGCGCCCGCCGCAGCCCCUGCUUGCCGAGUGCCCUGCCCCGCAGCCUGGGCCACCCGGGCCAGCGCGCCACCCGGAUCUCCGGCGUCCGGGGCAUGUCCGCCGAGUUUCCGCACCUCCUGCUGCAGCCACAGGGCUGAGAUCUGCAUGGGGGUGGGGGUCCCGGAGUUAGCUGCGGACGCAGAGGUCCCUGUCCCCCGUCUCCGCCCCUCCUCAGCCCCCAGCGCCCUACCUCUAGCAAGGUGGUGCCCAAGUUCACGGCGCUGGCCGCGGCUUCUCUUAGCAGCAGCCCCAGGGUGGGCUUCGGAGCGGGCGUUCCCCGAGACUGCAGCUCUGCGAACCUCUGCUCCAGAUACUCGUGGGCCGCGGCCACAGCGAGCUCCAGCGACGACAGAAGCGGGGGCUGGAGGGCCACCUGGGGAGGCGCAGGGGCAGUGGAGCCGUCGGGUCAGGGGACAAAGGUCGCGGGGGGGGGGCCUGGAGACCUUCCCCGAGGGUGUCGAGGUGCUACCCUCAGGCCGGGCCCCGGGCGUCGCCUCACCUCCGUGGAACUGUGGAAGUGGUAGACCCACAGCAGGGUUUCCAGGGAGCCGGGGGUCCCCUUCAUGGCUGCCACGGGCGGUCGGAGAGGGAGAGCGCCGGGGAGCGCGCGCGGCCCCGCAGCGGAGCGGCUGGGGAGGCCCCACUCCCGGCGGAGAGGAGGGUUUGUGAGGUCAGAGGCCCGGCGCUCCACCUGCGGCUCGGGCCGUGGGGAGGCUGUGAGGUCACGCACCUCGGGCUCCCCAGGUACCUCAUCUUCGUCAUGGUGGUUGCCACGCUCAUUGUAAUGAAUUGCGUCGUCGUGCUC
Molecule: messenger RNA, 4375 nt
Organism: Myotis daubentonii (Daubenton's bat)
Lineage: Eukaryota; Metazoa; Chordata; Mammalia; Chiroptera; Vespertilionidae
Gene: CHRNE
Product: cholinergic receptor nicotinic epsilon subunit
Exons: 8
Coding region: 1987-4239 (750 amino acids)
Biological process (GO): monoatomic ion transmembrane transport
Cellular component (GO): postsynaptic membrane
Molecular function (GO): transmembrane signaling receptor activity; acetylcholine-gated monoatomic cation-selective channel activity
Source: RefSeq, a predicted model, not a curated record